CGCCUCCGAAGAGGAGGCGGGGAGGGGGCGUGGCUUCGUCUUCGUGGGGUCUCGGCCGGGCCUCCGCCGUUGAGUUCCGCGGCGGUGGCGCCAGAGGGGGGACGGGAGGGUUCCCUGAAGCCAUCUCUGGUGUGACGAACCAGCUUCUAGUGGAUAUUGAGGAAUUAAGAAACCAAAGAGCAUUAUAGGAAAAAGAAAUCAUCUCAAGUUGCUGAUCUUGCAUUAGACCAGAAAGGGGGAAAAAAGAGUCAAGUGUCCAUAUUUGAAUUAUAUCUACCUAACACUGUUUACAUGGAGGAGAAAGCUUUUAAAUGUUUUGAAUGUGGAAAAGGCUUUAGUCAUCAUGGACAUCUGAAGAGACAUCAAAGAACUCACACUGGGGAGAAACCCUAUAAAUGCCUGGAAUGCGGAAUGAGUUUCACUCAGAGGGGAAAUCUACAUUCACAUCAGAGGACUCACACUGGGGAGAAACCCUAUAACUGCCUCGAGUGUGGACAGAGCUUCGGUCAGAGUGCACAUUUACAUUUACAUCAAAGGAUUCACAGUGGGGAGAAACCUUAUACAUGCCUGGAGUGUGGAAUAAGCUUCACUCAGAGGGGAAAUCUACAUUCACAUCAAAGGACUCACACUGGGGAGAAACCCUAUAAAUGCUUGGAGUGUGGACAGAGUUUCAGUCAGAGUGCACAUCUACGUUCACAUCAAAGGACUCACACUGGGGAGAAACCUUAUAAGUGCAUGGAGUGUGGAGAGAGCUUCGCUCGGAAUGGAAGUCUGUGUUCACAUCAGUGGACUCACACUGGGGAGAAACCCUAUAAAUGUCUUGAUUGUGGACAGAGCUUUACUCGUAGGGAAUAUCUAUAUUCACAUCAAAGUGUUCAUACUGGGGAGAAACCCUAUACAUGCCUCGAAUGUGGAAUGAGCUUCACUCAGAGUGGUAGUCUACGUUCACAUGAAAGGACUCACACAGGGGAGAAACCCUAUAUAUGCAUGGAGUGUGGAAUGAGCUUCACUCGGAGUGGAAGCCUACAUUCACAUCAAAGGACUCACACUGGGGAGAAACCCUAUAAAUGCCUGGAGUGUGGAAUGGGCUUUGCUCGGAGUGGAAGUCUCCUUUCACAUCAAACGACUCACACUGGGGAGAAACCAUAUACAUGCCUGGAAUGUGGAAAGGGCUUCACUCAGAUGAGGCGUUUACAUUCACAUCAAAGUACUCACACCGGGUAAAAACCGUAUACAGGUCUGGAAUGUGGAAUUUACUUCAAUCAGAAUACCUACCUACCUUCACAUCAAAUAAUUCACACUGGGGAGAAAUCCUAUAUAUGCCUGGCAUGUGGAAUGAGCUUUACUCAGAGGUGCCAUGUAUGUUCAUAACAGAAUUCACACUGGGAAGAAAUUCUGUUAAUGCAUGGAAUGCGGAAAGAGCUUUACAAGAAGUGAUAGUCUACAUAGACAUUCACACUGGAGAGAAUGGUGAUUGUUGACACCAGAGAGUCUUUCUAGCAUGUAUAAAACAACUCUCGUAAAUGUUGGAAAUGCAAGCACAGAGUUGGGACAUUUUAUCAUAUGAGGUGUAUUGUAGAAAAAUUGAGAUUCUCAACUAGAAAUUUAUUUGUUGAAAAUACUGGACAAACAAGUAGAAAGACAGAUACAUUUGUUGUUAAAGGCUUUCAUGGCUGGAGUCACAGGGUUGUGUGUUUUCCGGCCUGUAUGGCCAUGUUCCAGAAGUACUCUCUCCUGAUGUUUCGCCCACAUCUAUGAGGAUGCCUGUCAUAGAUAUGGGCGAAACGUCAGGAGAGAGUACUUCUGGAACAUAGCCAUACAGGCCAGAAAACACACAACAACACAGAUAAAUUUGUUUAUUGAUUAGUCCUCUGACUAUAUCAACAGCAAAAGACAAGUACAAAAAAACACAACAACACAAAUUCCCAUCCAGAAACUCCUGUAAUAGUUAGCUAAAAUACAUUUUGUUAAUUGGAAGAGUAUUAUCAAAAGUAUAAGUGUGGUUAUAUAACAUUAUCUAAAGGGAGUAGAAGAAUAAGUAACAGAUAGAAUGAAGCUUUUAGAAAUGUACCCUUGUCUGCUCAUUUGUUUGUUCGGUUUGUUGGGCCAGGUUUUAGCAAACAGGUUACACCACCAGCUGCAAUAAAUCUUGCCAGUUUGAAAGGUUGGCGGUUCGAAGCCCGGUUCGGGGGGUGAGCGCCCGAUCUUCAUCCCAGCUAGCAGAUCGAAAACAGCUGUAAGUAGAUAAAUAGGUACCACUUUACUGUGGAGAUAUUUUAAUGGUGCCAUAAGGAAACACCAGAAAAAUGUGGCGAUCAAAAAAAGGAAGCCUGUGAACAGGGCUCUUAGACAUGGAGGAUGGAGUGACAGCAUUGCCUCAUGGCUGGAAUCGAGCACAACCUUCAGGAUGCCGAAGAUGGGAAAAUGCCUAUAUACCUCUAUCUGUACUGUUGUCUGUGUAUGAUGGAAUUGAGUGUUUGCUGUUUAUGUGUUCUGUGAUCUGCCCUGAGUCCCCUUUGGGGUGAGAAGGGAGGAAUGUAAAUACUGUAAAUAAAUAAUAAAUAAAUGUGUGUGUCUGUGUAGGUAUAUGUUUAAUUAAUGUGCUUGUUUCCAAUUAAUUUUGUAUUUUAUGUAUUAGUUUGCUGUAUGUAGUUUGCUGUAUAUGCGAUUUCUGCCUUUUUUGUAUUUGUGCUUUUAAUCUCUUUUUCACUUUUUUAUUUUUAUUUUUGAAAAAGAGGAUUUAUAAGGGUCAAAACUGGAGGAGCGCAUAGACCUAGUUUUAGCCCAAAAUUGGGUUUAAAUGCCUAAUCUAGAUUAUCUUUGAACAUCAUUUCCUGCCUCUGUGUUGGUGGCAUGGGUUUGAAUUCAACUGUCUUGCUUCAGACAUUGUUAUUCCUAUUUUGUUUUGUACAAUAUAUAUUCAUUGCUUUGAUCACCAUC
Molecule: messenger RNA, 2940 nt
Organism: Anolis carolinensis (green anole)
Lineage: Eukaryota; Metazoa; Chordata; Lepidosauria; Squamata; Anolidae
Product: zinc finger protein ZFP2-like
Exons: 2
Coding region: 292-1224 (310 amino acids)
Source: RefSeq, a predicted model, not a curated record